GCCAGCUACUUGGGCGGAAGGCACGCCUCUCAUCGACUAAGAAAUGGUACGUCAUCAGAGAGAAUGUCAGGAGGACAAUGCGUCAUUCCUUUCAAGAUGUUUCUUCAUGUGGGUCACUGAUCUCAUCAAGCUAGCAAACAGGAAGACACUCGAGACUUGUGACCUAUGGGACUUGCGUAAAGGUGAUGAUACACAAACCGUCACAAGAAGUCUGGAGAAGCAGUGGUAUGAGCAACAAAAGAAUCCCAGGCCUUCCAUCGCAGCUGUCAUUUGGAAGACCUGCUGGAAACCAUUUCUCUCUGCAUGCAUUUUGAAAUUGCUCAGUGAUGCUUGCCAACUGUCGAGCCCCGUACUGGUCCAGAAGAUCAUCAACCUUGUUCAGGCCAAGAACACGUCAAGGUCCGUUGGGCUGUCGUAUGGGGCCUUGUUUCUUUCUAUAUCCAUUGCGCAAACGGUUACCGUGCACAUUUACUAUCAAAUGUUAUAUCGCAUCACAUCACGGGUCCGCGCGAGCAUGGUGUGCUUGGUUUACAAGAAGGCAACGCGAAUCUCAACGGCAGAAAGCAAAGGGGCCAGCACUGGGGAAAUAAUGAAUCUGCAAAGCAACGAUGUCGAAAAGGUUCGAAACGCAGUUCUCUACAUUAACUAUCUAUGGGAUGGGCCACUGCAGAUUUUUGUAGCACUUGCUAUGCUGGUGAACAUCAUUGGUCCAUGGCCAGCUGUUUCGGGAUUCGCAGUAUUGGUAUUGAUGAUUCCAGCACAGGCCUUUGUGAUGAGCUGGUUGUCGAGUGUGCGCAUGAAGCUGAUUACGCACACAGAUGAGCGAGUGAAGCUAAUCACAGAGAUCAUUCAAGGCAUCAAGGCAGUGAAACUUUACGCCGGAGAGGAGCAAUUCAUUGAACAAGUAAACAAGAUCCGCGAGAAGGAGCUACAACAUAUUUGGAAAACCCGCUGCAUUGACGUUCUCAGCAGCUUUGCUUGGGGGCUCGGUCCGACACUCGUUUCCCUGAUGAGCUUUGGCGUCUACACGAUACUGGGAAACCAACUCACUGCUGAAGUCGCUUUCCCGGCACUAACGCUCUUCAACCUUAUCAGGUUCCCACUUGUGGCCAUCCCCUACCAGAUUAAUUCUCUUGUCCAGGCAAACGUGUCAACAAGGAGGUUGGAGAAGUUCUUGGCUCUGCCAGAGCUCAUUCCUGUGCAGUCGUCUACCUUCGAUUCCACAACAGGAAGUAUAACCGUCACUGAAGCUGAUUUUACGUGGCAUCCAGCGGAAUCGGAUAAUGUGGCACCUCCUACCUUGUCCAAAAUCAAUCUCCAAGUUUCCCCAGGACACCUUGUCAUCGUAAUUGGCGAGGUUGGGGCAGGUAAGUCAUCGUUGCUUGCAGCUAUACUCGGCGAGAUGCGGAAGCUGUCGCUAGGUAGCUAUGUUUCCGUGUCUGGGUCUAUGGCGUACACCGCACAGGACCCAUGGAUUCAGAAUGCUACGGUGCAGGAAAACAUUCUGAUGGGAAAUCAGUUAGACGAGGAAAAGUAUAACCAAGUCAUCAAUGCCUGUGCUCUGGUAGAAGAUCUGGGAAUGCUUCAAGGAGGAGAUCAAGCGGAAAUUGGAGAGAAAGGCAUAAACUUGUCAGGAGGGCAGAAACACCGCGUGGCACUGGCGAGGGCUGUUUAUGCCAGUGCUGACAUCUACCUUCUUGACGACCCGCUGAGUGCAGUGGACACUCAUGUUGGACGCCAUCUCUUUGACCAUUGCAUCUGUGGGCUACUAGCCCAGAAGACACGCAUCCUAGUAACGCACCAACUCCAGUUUGUCGAUGCGGCCGAUGCGAUUGUUGUUAUGCAACAAGGGACGAUUACAGACGUUGGGACUUACCUGGAGCUAAGGCAGAGGGGAAUCAAUUUUGCCAUGUUUGAGGAACAUGAAGAUGGCAGUCAUGCAGACAGUGCUGCCAACCCAUCACUGGGUCAGACGUCUGAUCAGCUCUGGCAAUCGACAUCGGAGUUGUCACUGUCUGGUCUGGAUGCUCUGUACGUUCCCGACUCUGCUGGGAGCCCAAAGUCUUCUCAAACGUAUCUCCAUCAGACUUCACUGAACCAAUCCAAUCCUGUGUACGAGGGGGAAGAUAGACCUGCAGGUAUGCCAACCAAUCACACAGGCCGCAUGGGAUGGCAUGGGAACCAUGGCCAAGGAAGCGGCAAGGACAAAUGGACUGGUCAGAGUGAUGGAGUAGAGGACGCUGGCAGCAAAGCUCCCAAUGAUGAUGCCAGUGACGUUGAGGAGGAGAAGGAGGAAGCUGUAGGGCAGGGGCUGAAUGCACCUCUCUUAACAGCUAAGGGAAAGGAACGUUCCCAUAGCCGGAAGUCUGAACGAAGGCAGGGGAGUGGGGAGGUGGAGGUGAACAGGCAGGUGGGAAAAGAAGUCGACAGGGAGAAGAAGAGGGUAAAGGGUAUGCUGGUGAAAAGCGAGCAUCGAUCAGAAGGAAAUGUUCAGAGGGAAGUCUACUUGAAAUACAUCAGGGCCUGGGGUCGCUGGUACUGGGUGCCUGUUUUGGUUCUGGUUGCAUAUGUGAUUGCACAAUCUGUGAAGCUUGCAAAUGACUCAUGGUUGGCUGUCUGGUCCGGAAACAUAAAAGAGCAUCCAGACGCUGAUCAGUAUUAUUUGCGAGUGUACGGAAUCACUGCGGGUGUGGCAAUGGUCCUCGUCACGGCGCGAUGGGUCAUUCUCAGUUUUGGAGUUUGGAAUGCAGCUCGGAACCUGCAUAUGCAGCUCCUCGAACACUGCAUGCGCCUGCCGAUGUCCUUCUUCGACACCCAGCCAACAGGACGUCUGACCAACCGGUUCACAAAAGAUACAGAGCAGAUGGAUCUGGCAUUACCCAACACAAUCGAGAGCUACUUGGAGUGCUUCUUCCAGACAAUCUUUGCAUUAUUGCUCAUCGUAAUCAUAACACGUGCCUUCAUCCUCCCCCUCAUCCUCCUCGUUUGGCUUUACAAGCGGAUCGAAGCAUACUACCUACACGCCUCACGUGAACUGAAAAGGUUGGAUGCUUUGCUGCACAGCCCCAUAUUCUCACACUUUGCGGAGACCAUUCGCGGGCUUUCAACUAUCCGCGCGUUCUGCAAACAGGAGGCAUUUGUGCAGUUGAACUAUUCGCAAGUGAACGAUAGCAGCCGGGCAUACCUUGCAAGCAUUUCAGUUAAUCGGUGGUUGGGAGUGCGUCUCGAACUCAUCGGAGCAGCUUUGGUGUCCAGUGUUGCUUUCAUCAGUUUCCUCGGCCUGGGCACGGGUGCUGGUGCUGUAGGUCUUGCCCUGACGUCAGCUCUCAGCAUCAGCAAUGUGAUGAACUGGAUGGUCAGGGUGAGUGCGGAAAUGGAAACGAGUAUGAACUCGGUUGAGAGAAUAUUGGAGUACACAUCUCUGGAGACGGAGGCACCUGCCAUCGUUCCCGAGAACCGACCACCUCAUGAUUGGCCGCAGCGUGGCACAAUUGAGGCUGUUGAUGUGUGGGUGCGCUAUCGCCCCGAGCUUGACCCUGUACUUAAGGGAUUGACGUUCACUGUUCAAGGGGGGGAGAAAAUCGGGGCCUGUGGAAGAACAGGUUGUGGAAAGAGUACGUUGACGAUGGCUCUGUACCGCAUUGUGGAGCUGUGCCGUGGCAAAUUUUUUAUUGACGGAAUCGAUGUGUCAAAGAUCGGUCUCAAGGAUCUGCGGUCCAAAUUGGCUUUGGUGCCGCAGGACCCAGUUAUCUUUUCUGGAACAGUACGCAUGAACCUGGAUCCACUUGGAGACGCAGGCAGCGACUCACAGCUCUGGGAAGCCCUCCGUAAAUCUGGCAUGGCCGCUGCUGUGAGUGCACUGCCCGGUAAACUCGAUGCAGAAGUGACUGAGGCUGGGCAGAACUUCAGCGUCGGGCAAAGGCAAUUGCUGUGCAUGGGACGGGCACUGUUGCGGAACUCCCGUAUUCUUGUGCUGGAUGAGGCAACAUCGAAUGUCGACAGCUUAACAGACUCAAUAAUUCAGACAACCAUCAGGGAAUCUUUCCGCCACUGCACAGUCCUAACGAUUGCUCACCGUCUUCACACAAUCAUCGACAGCGACAGAGUCCUCUUACUGGAGAAAGGGGAGCUUCUGGAAUUUGAUGCUCCAGCCAAACUGCUCGAAAACGAGAGUAGCAUGUUCACCUCCUUUGUGAACAGAACACUUCCAAGAGAGUCAUGGGCACUGCGCCGAGCUGCUUUGGCCAAGGCUGCUUCCCCUCCUUCAGUGAACGCCUUUCAGCACUAAAUGAUGCUGAAAGCUAUUAGCGAGCAGGUCGUGGGAACACCCCCGCCACCAGAGCUC
Chara braunii is the source of this 4345-nucleotide messenger RNA. The record is from the annotation of a GenBank genome assembly. Lineage: Eukaryota; Viridiplantae; Streptophyta; Charophyceae; Charales; Characeae.